Rhipicephalus microplus (southern cattle tick) is the source of this 2765-nucleotide messenger RNA. RefSeq lists its product as uncharacterized. Gene Ontology annotation, biological process: actin filament organization. The record is from RefSeq and is a predicted model, not a curated record. NCBI's taxonomy places the organism in Eukaryota, Metazoa, Arthropoda, Arachnida, Ixodida, Ixodidae. Gene Ontology annotation, molecular function: actin binding.
GCCAAUCGCCAGCGUAAAGUUAUUUGCAGCCAUCGGGUUGCUGUGUGCGAUGUGUGUCGUCGUUUCCGUCAAGCGGCGGUCGCUUCUCCGAACGGAUCCGUGAAAGAUGGUCGCGAUCCCGCCUCCGUCGUCGGAGUCACCGUCGGGGAACCCAUGAGAACCGACAUGUCUCACCUCCAGCAACCAGCGCGCAACGCUUACCGCCCGAGCACCGAGAUGCGGGGCUCGGUUCACUUGACCGCCGAAGAGAACGAAACGGUCGUCUCGGCGUGCAGGGAUCGCAAAUGGCUGGUCAUUGCAAUGGGCAUUGCGGAAAUCUACCAGUCAGGUCCACCUCCAAGACAUGACCGGUGGCAGCGGUGCUGCUGUGGUGUCGUCUGCUUCAUCAAGGACAACGUGGCGAAGGCGUUCUACAUCCGCCUUUUCGACUUCGAUAGGCGGGACUUCGUGUGGGAGCAGGAGCUCUUUGUUGAAUUUACAUACAAAACCCGGCUUCCAUACUUUCACACCUUUGAGGCAGAUGACUGUCAAGCCGGUGUUAAUUUUGCAUUUGAAGAUGAAGCAGCCAACUUUGGAAACGCUAUUGAUGAGAAGCUACGUUCCCGGCGUCAGAAACGGCAAGAGAGGUUACAAAGGGCGGCCAAGAACGAUCAGUCCUUUCCAGUGCAUGAUCGUCAGAUUCCUACAUGUCCCAGUACAAAUGGUGUAUCAAGCCAGCACAAUAAGAAAUCGUCAAAGUCCAGCAACAAGAAGGGUAAGAAGCAGAAGGAGAGGAAGUACACAAAGGCUGACAUCAGCAACCCAACCGACUUCAAGCACAUUCAGCACGUUGGCUGGGAUCCCGACAAGGGAUUUGACUUGGAGAACUAUGUUGACAGCAAGGAGCUCAACACUCUUUUUGAGAUGGCGAUGGUCACAGAAAAAGACCUCAAGGAGCCCGGCACGCGGCAGUUCAUCUACGAUUUCAUUGCCAAGAAUGGUGGAGCCGACAUGAUCAAGGGAACGGCCGCCAAGACCGGACAUGCAGCUACUCCGGCUGCACCUCCCGCAGUGCCUUCGAGAGAGCACACAAGUGGGCCUCCUAGUCGGCCUCCCCCAACACCUCAUGCUCAUGCUCCACCGCCACCCAACGGGGCAGUGCCGAGAUCUGUCCCACCCCCACCUCCAGCACGAACUGGACAGACACGCGCCCCACCAACCCCACUGAGCAAUGGCAGGAUGCGCUCCACAGCCUCCCCUCAGGCGGCCCCACCCCCACCUCCGCCACCUCCUCCCCCCAGCAUGGGGGCCGGAGUUCCUCCUCCCCCACCCCCGAUUCCAGCGGCCAAUGGGAUAGGAGGGGCAGGAGCCGGCGUAGCUGGCCAGGACGUUCGAGGAGCGCUGCUGGAGCAGAUUCGCAAGGGCAAGGCACUCAAUCAUGUUGACCCUGAGACUGAGUCCACGCACAGCACACAUAGCAACCCAGAUGCUCGUGAGGCAUUGUUGGACCAAAUCCGUGGCGGCAUAAGGCUUAAGGCUGUACCGGACUCUGCAAGAACUUCACCAUCCGAAACCAAGUUGGAAGGCUUGGCUGGAGCUCUGGCCAGAGCGCUACAAGAGCGGGCAAAAGCGUGCAUGCCCGACGACAGUGAUUCCAGUGACGAUUCAGACUCUGAAGAAGAUGAUUGGGACGACUGAGUUGCCAUGUAUGCUUCGCUGUAGUGCCCUUUGAACAGCUCCCAAAAAAAAAAAAGAAGAGUGACAGUCACCCCCGCCAAUUAUACGUGGCAGCCCAAAUCAUAUUGCCAGCACCGUCACCAAGAUCAGUUUCGGCUACCGCUUUUCAGACGCCCAAUAGCCAAGUGUUCUUCUGCCACGUCUGUCUCUCGGCUGUCUCUGACAAAUAGCAGACGAGAACGUCGUCUGCCGCUAUGCAACUGGGACCUGUGCCGUGGGCCCGCACGAUGGUUAAGUCGGGGAACGAAGAUUGCAACUACUGCUUGUGGACACAACGAGAAUCACUGUGAAGUUACAGCAGUCUGCGACGUACGAGCACCAUAUUCAAGAACGCCAGCGCCCGCCGCGGGUCUCUAGCGAGUGAAAACGACUGUGUCCGUCAUCGGAGACAGCCGAACGAACUGGUGACGUUUUUGCUCAUCGAGAAGGAGAGGACGGCCUGUCGGAAUGCAGGCAAUCGACUACUGCACGACUAUCAUUUACGUGAAUGUGGACGUGACGUUUUAUGUACCCGGUAUGCACCUGGAUCUGACAAGUGCACUUCUGCGAAGGUGUCGGUGGCAGCGUACGGAGAGUGCAGAAAAACAUGUAUCGGUAUGGUGGCUUCAUUCCCAGAUUGUAUUGCCGCAAAGAGAUGCUGAUGCUGCUUCUGCCACCUCUGGCACUGUUAUUGUUGCGUGGAGCAUGUUUCGCACUCCACCUUGUUGUUUGUUCUGCCACAUAACCCAACUGGUUGUUCACUGAUCAGGUUUUUUGUAUGUUUCGUUCUUCUAACUUAUGUUUUUUUGGUAGAGACUGAUUCACUACUCCCUUUUGUGGUCAAUUUGGGGGAAACAUAAAGUAGAUAAUGCACAUGAAAGUGUAAGAAGUGAUGAUUGAUAACUUCUCAAAUGCUUUUAUGCCCUUUGUGAACGCUUUCGUUUUGUUCAUGAGCAAGCCUGGAACUUGGGUCUAAGAAGGGUACCUUGUUGACCAGAGACAUCAAUUAUGGGUGAUUGUACAUAAUUGCCGCGUGUAAUAAAUUAAAAUUGUUUUCUUUCGUAUGAAAA